AAAAGAAGUAGAUUGUGAUAUGGGAGGGUUUCAAGCGGGCUGCCGGCUCAAGCUGAUGUGCCCAUUGGAUUGUAGCGCAACAUGAUCGAAACGCAUAUAAUUGGUGCGUCUUGCAGCUAAUAGUUCAGCUUUAGCCAUGGUCGCAGCCACAGUCCUCUCCAGCCUUGCCCUGCGCUGGCGCUAUGCCGGCGAAUCGCUGCAGGCGCGCUGGACAACGUUGCUCGAUGUCAUCGGUGAUGAUCCGAUGCACUUGUGGGUGUACGGCACCACAAUUAUCAUAUUUUUCGUCUAUUGGAUCUAUGCUGGCAUCUUUACCAUCAUGGACAUAACCAAUCGUCCGAAAUUCCUGCGCAAAUACAAAAUACAGCCGGGCCAGAAUGAGCCGGUCGACUUGGGCCGUCUGUGGCAGGCCGUGAAGGUGGUCGCAUUUAACCUGACUGUGGUGAAUUUCUUUACCACCUGGAUGCUCUACGAGGUGUCUCUUAGGCACAACAAUAUCAGCGAUAUCCGGCAAUUGCCUAGUUUUGGACGCAUCGUACGCGACUUUGUCAUCUUUGUCAUCAUGGAAGAGACGAUGUUUUACUAUGUGCAUCGCCUGAUGCACCACAGAUCCGUUUACAAAUAUGUGCACAAGAAGCACCAUGAGUGGACGGCGCCCGUCGCUGCCAUGUCCCUCUAUGCUCACCCUGUCGAGCAUGUGCUAGCUAAUCUGCUGCCAGUGGGCAUAUCCGUAUCUCUGCUGAGUACCCAUGUUGUUGUUGCCUGGGCCAUUAUAUCGCUGGCGGUCAUAAACUCAAUGAGCGAUCAUACGGGCUAUAGUUUUCCCUGGUCAGGCGGCUCUGUUCGCUUCCACGACUAUCAUCAUGCCAAGUUCAAUUACAAUUAUGGCGUUACGGGCUGGCUGGAUAAGCUACAUGGCACCUUUAGGGCCACUCAUGUCCAGAAACAGCAGCGAUCAAAACCCAAGGCCAUUAGGAGCAAGCGCAAAACAAAAUAAUUACAAUUUAUACGCCACA
Drosophila hydei is the source of this 1016-nucleotide messenger RNA. Its product is annotated as fatty acid hydroxylase domain-containing protein 2. The coding region runs from base 137 to 997 and encodes 286 amino acids. The record is from RefSeq and is a predicted model, not a curated record. Gene Ontology annotation, biological process: sterol biosynthetic process. NCBI's taxonomy places the organism in Eukaryota, Metazoa, Arthropoda, Insecta, Diptera, Drosophilidae. Gene Ontology annotation, molecular function: iron ion binding; C-4 methylsterol oxidase activity. The transcript is spliced from 2 exons.